This is a messenger RNA of Iphiclides podalirius (scarce swallowtail), 699 nucleotides long. Lineage: Eukaryota; Metazoa; Arthropoda; Insecta; Lepidoptera; Papilionidae. The record is from the annotation of a GenBank genome assembly.
AUGAAGCGUUUUAUCAUUUCUGUUUGUUGUGUGUUCUAUUACGUAAAAAUAUUGAGGUGUUCAAGCUACGAAGAAGUUGAAGAUGACUACAUGGUAAAUAAAUAUUACAAUGAUGAAGUGUCAAGUUUCGAAAGGAAUGACGAUAUGGUGCCGGAUAUAUAUCUUCUAAAAGGAAACUACCAGAGGCUGAAAGAGGAUAAUCCUCAAGAACAGUACUCGGCUGAAAAGAAGGCGGGAGAUAUAACCGACUUAAUCGGAAUAAACGUUCAUUAUCGACAGCCUAAUAUUUACGACGACCUUGGAAGACGGUUCAUGUUUCAUAAUUACGGAUCCCAAAAAAGACGUAAUACAAUGGACACAAUCGAAGAUCGCCUAACGCCUGUGAAGGCUCCACCAGAAUUCGUUUUAGCCGUAGCGAAGGAGUCAGCAAAAUUACAAGCCGCAAAUCCAAUCCAUGACACUGACGAAAUCAUCAGAAAAAAGGUUUUAAGGUCUGGGGACUAUUGGGACUCCGUGUGGGUGGAAAAUGUAAAAGAUCCAGAUAAAAUUUUGAGAUCGAGAAACGACGAAAAUUUACCUCCUAAACUUGCAACAGUGAAGGCGAACAUAAUGCCAGGGUCUAAAUUAUACCGGCUGAUAUCUGUAUUGAAACAAAUUUCACCCCGUCUCAUCUACGUUAUUAAUACGGCUAAAGAUAAU